Messenger RNA from Phaedon cochleariae (mustard beetle), 499 nucleotides. The record is from the annotation of a GenBank genome assembly. NCBI's taxonomy places the organism in Eukaryota, Metazoa, Arthropoda, Insecta, Coleoptera, Chrysomelidae.
UUCGCGGCAAAAGAUGCGCUGGAAUUUCCUUUGGAAUUUUGCUGUUUUGGCGCUGGUUUUUUUCUGGGAAAGUGUCCAGGGGGAGGAUGGGGGGAAUGAUGAGGGUAAAAAGGGGUGUUGUGACUUGAGCAGGGGGUUGGAGACUUGGCAAGGAACGUGGUCUGUGUUCCCCACUGCUGCUAGCUGGUCUUUGGCCACCAGGAUACCUAUGACGACAGCAGAUUUCAUGGAUUCUGGUAGACAAGGACGAGGGAAGAACAAAUACAAGAAGAAAUUCAAGAAAUUCAUGCUUCCGCUGUUGCUGGCCUACAAACUGAAGUUCUUCACGCUGAUCCCAGUGCUGAUCGGUGGUCUGAUCUUGCUGACAGGAGCGACUGGCUUAGCAGGAUUCUUCUUCGCGCUGUUCGCUGCAGUAAUGGGGCUCAAGUCUGGACAUAGUGGUGGUCAUAGGACACUAGUUUAGUCUGAGAAAGUUCCUGAAUCUUUCACUGUCUAGAAU